Molecule: messenger RNA, 3631 nt
Organism: Eleginops maclovinus (Patagonian blennie)
Lineage: Eukaryota; Metazoa; Chordata; Actinopteri; Perciformes; Eleginopidae
Product: UDP-glucuronosyltransferase 3A1-like
Exons: 10
Coding region: 375-1937 (520 amino acids)
Cellular component (GO): UDP-N-acetylglucosamine transferase complex
Molecular function (GO): glucuronosyltransferase activity
Source: RefSeq, a predicted model, not a curated record
CUUGCAUCCCAAACCUUCUGAAUAAGGAAUUCACCAAAGUCUUAAUGUCGGACCUUUGACAUCAACUUGCCACUGAAGCCAUUAGCCGUCUUUACUCCUGGCUAAACGGACCUGGGAUCCAAGGGAAGACUUUCAGGACGUAACAUGGUGCACUGAAAAUGAUCAUUUAUCGUGGAAAAUGUUUCAUUGGUCUGGAUCACAACUCUGUUUUAGGACCUGUUUGCUUCAGAUACUCACUGGAUCUAACUUUGUUGCUGCGAUUACAGAGUUAAAGGACUUCUUGUGGACACAACAAGGUUUUCAUUACAGUUCAUUUUGAAUUGGAAGACUAUUUUGGGAAGACGUUCACUGCACAUCAGUGUGUGGCACUCAACAUGGGGAUUGUAUUUUGGAUGUUUCCUCUUCUGGCUCUUCCAGUACUUCAGUCUGCCAAAAUCCUGACUGUCUGUCUAAUUGGAGGAAGCCACUACUUAUUAUUAGAUGAAAUUUCUCAUACCUUACACCAGCAUGGCCAUCAGGUCCGUAUGCUCUUGCAACUGGGCAACCCUGUUAUCAAAGGUUUUUCCUAUGCUGGCCGUGCAGACAGUUACCUGACGACAACUUGGUCCGUAGGAGAGAAAUACAUCAGAGAAUACAAUGGCUGGUUCCUGGAGCAACAGACACAGUUUCUACUGGGAAGGGAUAGCUUUAAUAACUUUCUAAACUUCAUGGGGCACCUGUCCUAUCAGUGUGACAGGCUGUUAGAAGACAAAGAGAUUAUACAUUUCCUCCAGAGGGAAAACUAUGACAUCGCAAUCCUUGAUGCUUUUAACCCCUGCUCCUUCAUCCUGGCACACAAACUUGGGGUCCGCUACAUAGCUUUCUACCCCGGCACUCUGAACGGUCCACUGUCCAUCGCCCUCCCCAGCCCGGUCUCCCACGUGCCAGUCUUCAGCUCCCAGCUGUCCGACCACAUGAGCCUCUGGGGUCGUGCAAAGAACCUCUUCUAUUCUUUCUUGUCUCCUGUUGGCCAGGAACUUGUAUGGCGGACAUUUAGGGCAGUAGCUGAGCGCCACCUUGAGUCGGGGUCCCCCCCUGGAGGUCUGCAGGAGUUACAUGGAGGAGCUGAACUCUGGGCCUUCAACACUGACUUUUCACUGGAGUUCCCCCAGCCUCUCAUGCCGUACACGGUGCUGGUGGGAGGUCUGCUGAGUAAACCUGCGAAGCCUCUGGAGCAGGAUCUUGAGAUGUGGAUCUCUAAUUUUGGAGAGGCAGGUUUUAUUGUCGUGACUUUGGGAUCAAUGGUCUCCUCGGUCUCUGUGGACCGUCUGCUUGUGGAGCUGGUGGCUGGCUUCUCUAGGAUCCCUCAGGGGGUUUUCUGGAGGUAUGACCCCAAGCGCUGGCCAUCUCACCUGGAUAGACCUCCUAAUCUCAGGAUAGGGGACUGGCUGCCUCUUAAUGAUCUGCUGGGACACAAUAAAGCACGUCUCUUUAUCACCCAUGGUGGACAAAACAGCCUGCUCCAGGCGGUGUACCACGCUGUUCCUGUGCUGGGAAUCCCUCUGUUUGGGGACCAGUUUGAUAAUGUGGUGAGGGCUGAAACAAAGGGACUUGGCCUCACCAUCAACCCCACACACAUCACCAGAGAACUGCUCAGCUCCACCAUUCAAACACUCACACAGGACGUCAGGAUCAAGUCUUCAGCUUUAUACCUUAGCAGGAUCCACAAAUCUCAUCCGGUCCCUCCAGCCCUUCGACUGAUCCAGUGGGUUGAGCACAUCCUGCAUAGUGGAGGUGGAGCUCAUUUAAGGCCUGCUUCACUGACACAAGCAUGGUACCAGAGAUACCUGUUGGACCUGGUGCUUCUUUUCUUCCUGGGGCUUCUUGGACCUGUAGUUCUCUGCUGCACUUUCUGUAGGAACAAGAAUAGCAGGGACAAACACAAAAAAGUACAAUAGCAGUACAAAGGGACAUAUUAGAUGUUUAUUUUAGUUCUGAGAUACUUGUUUAUAUUGGACUUGAACACUGCACCACCUAAUAUACUGCCGAAGAACAACUAAUAAUUCAGGCUUGAUGUAACUUAAUCAUACUAUUUCACCUUAAAAUAGUGGUAUUUAAUUCAGAAAAUUCCCUUUAAUUAUCUAAAUAAAAGUUGCAAAAAAACAAAAAGGUUUGAGGAUUUCAUGACUGUGCAAAAAAUGCAUUGAAAACAUGGUGGGAAUACUGUUGCUUGACUUUAAUUUGGUUGAGUACCUUUCGCAUACUGAAUAGUAUUCUGUAUUUCCAGUUUUCCUUAAGUGAGUAGCCUUAAUGCCAAGUGUCUUACCCUCUUCCCUCCCAGCGCCAACGUGUCUACCAGACGUUUCAUUUGUCCUGCAGCGCCACAUUGUCCAACACCUCUGUGCAGCUUUGACCUGACUGUGCUGCAAGCAAGGGUGGCUGAUAGUAGGCAGGCAAACAUGCUCCCUCCACCAAGCACUGCUUUUGUGCAUUUGUGUUGUUUCAUGUUACCAAAUGGCAGCCAGCCAUCUAAGGGUAGAUUGAUGAUUGUUCAGAAAUGUGUUGUGCUGCAAUGCUAGGCUAGGUUGGGUAAUUUGGUGUAGAUGCAACACAUUGAUAGAAUAUACCUGAACUCUCAAAGUACGCUCUACCUGGAGAGUGUGUUUAUGCACAUGUGUAUCUGCAUGUGUGUAUUUGGGGAAGCGUAAUGGUCUACUGGCUCUUCAAUUAUCAACCACCUGCAAAUCUCACCCCUGACCCCCACACCCUCCUCUGCUGGUUUCCGCUGAGUCUCUUUCCCCUUUUCUAAAUAGGGCACAAAAGCGAACAGCAGUGUUCACGGUAAGCGCUCAAGCCAUCCUUGAAAGCGGACCAGGCCUUGGAGGACCCCCCUCUCUGUUCUGUCCUCCCUCCCACUCAUCACAUCUGUGUUGGGGGUUAGCAGGGAGGAAAAUAUAGAUUAGCAAGGAAAUAAUGACCAAUUAGGACAGCUUGUUCUGUGUCCAUUCAGCUGUCCAUUCUUUCAUUCCUUCCCUGCAUUUCAUUCAUCUGUUGGGCUGGCAGUUGAAGGUGCCAGUGAGUCUUCCUCUGUCUCGCACGCAAUCCUAAACAGGCAGGGCAAAGCAGCCAAAGCAUGAGACAACAGGACCACCGGUGGGAAAAAAGAAAAGAGGCAAAAACAGUGGAAACUUUAAUGAUGAAGAAGGACACAACAAUGGAAAAAAGGACACAGGAAAAUGAUCAAAAUCAGAAACAAAGCUUUGAGAAAGAGAAGCUAGAAAUAGUCAUCAUUAAUAAUAUAACUGAAAUAACAUUUUGUGAGGCAUUUUUACUUUUAAGCUAGAAAUGAAAUAAUGUAUUUUAACUUGACUAACAACAACAGCAUUUAGUUUAAAUCAUGAUUACUUCGAGUUAGCUACUGUCACAAGCAAGAUACAAUCUAUUAAAAUAAAAGGACAUAAUGAUAGUUGCAUCACAACUUCAUAUAAGAUUGGGCAACGGGAAGAUAAUAAUUGACGUAAAGGUUCUUAAAUCAUGCAUGUGUUCUUUUGAAGUCAGAGAGAUACGUACGUAGUGGCUCUGAUGUGUUUUUGUUAAGUGUGAAAAAAUUAUGUUUGAUGUGCUUUCAUUAAAACUGGAUCCACCUUUUAAA